Molecule: messenger RNA, 1452 nt
Organism: Lichtheimia ornata
Lineage: Eukaryota; Fungi; Mucoromycota; Mucoromycetes; Mucorales; Lichtheimiaceae
Exons: 1
Coding region: 1-1452 (483 amino acids)
Molecular function (GO): nucleic acid binding; zinc ion binding
Source: RefSeq, a predicted model, not a curated record
AUGCCUGAAACGCCCUCAGGCGACCAUUUGGAAGUCGCCCAAACACCACCAACCAUAUCUCUCGACCCCAAACUUUCAUGGGCGCAAAUCGCACAGAAGAAACGGGUGUCUUUGGUACAUCGCCAUUUCACGAUUGCAAACGCUGGUGAGACGAAUCAGCAAACCGUCAUCCAUUCGCAUGUUUUUCGUCGAGGUCGAUCCCCCGGCAGCAUUUUCUUUGACGUUAGUUCUCGUUCUGGCACUCUGAAGGAUAUCUUGAAACUGCUCACAGAGCAAUUUCAUCACGUCAAUGGUGUACUUGUUCAUAGGGAGGGUCCUCGAGUUGUCCUUGAAGCUUAUUUCAACACACAAGAGGAAAGUGCACGUGCUUUGACACGUGGCUUAGAGUUUCCACAACAAACAUUUGUUCGUGGUACAGCUGGUAUCACAGGCGAUGCUAUCGUCAAGAAGAUUCGUUUGACGCAUCUCCCUUUUAUGGAUCUUGAAAAGCUGAAAGCUGGUUUACAUGCUACCAUGGCAAUGUAUGGUCAAGUUUUGGAUGUCGGCAUUAAUCGAGAUGAAACCACCAAUCUCUUCAUGGGCAAUGGUUUCGCUGUACUCAACGUGGCUCCGAUCGAAGGUGAACAAGACUUUUUGCCAUUGGGCCACCAUAUUGCAUGGGAAGGAGAUGAAAACAAUUUGAUCUAUGCUACGUAUGCGGAUAUGCCUCUUCACUGUUCUCGUUGCCAUGAUGCAGGUCAUGGGGUCAAAGAUUGUCCUUUACGCAGAAGUCAAAUGAGAGAAUGUUGGAAUUGUGGAGCACGUGGUCAUCUCUCUUACAAUUGCCCUCGCAAGAAAGAUUGGGUGCUAGGAGAAGAAAAUCGUACUCGUCGUAAGACCAAUCGUAGCCAACAUACUGUGGUGACAGAGGAUAUCCCUAAGUUGACGGAUCGCGUUGAUCAAAAUGUUCGCAAGAGGAAAUCCCGCCAUCAGGUCGAGCCAUCAACACCCAUUAUUGAGCAACCCAGUUUGGUGGAACAAGCCGAUUCUACCACUGCCGCAGAUAUUCCGGAUGAGGAUUCGGCUUCUGACCUUGAAGAUUCUAUGGAUACGGAUCUAGAUGUUGAUAUGACACAACAAUCUGAAUUGGAAGAGACGAUCGACCAAGUAGUCGUUGCCGUUUGUGAUGGCACUUAUGAGGCGAUGUUAUCGAGCGACGUAUUGAAAUCAGCACAAGUUGUCACACUUUCGAAGGACUGGUAUCGACGCUUGCCGAUGUCGAAUGGUUGUAUGGAUAUGAUUGAAGCAGAGAAUUUUGACAAUCACCAGGAACGUACUCUUGCUGCCAUAAUCUAUCAUCGUUUGGCCGAGAUGGGAAAAGCCGAUCAAUUUGCUGCACACCUCUUUGCUAGGGUCACUCGUUCGGGUCGCAUUAGCUUCCCUCGUGAUCCUACAGAGGCAGGGUCCCAAUAA